GUUGCUGUGAAGAAACGAAACCGAAACUAUACUCCCUGCCUUUGGUUUCGAUUUAAAAUAAUCGCCGCUUUGGCUGCAGAGAGAUGCAGUCUACGACAACAGUUGCUGCUGAUGGAGUCUGAUCAUGGAUGAGAUUGACCCUGGUGAGGAAAAUGUGAACUUCGUCUUGGCCCAGGAAUCCUCAGAACUGUUCCACGUCCUUAGCAGCCAGUCACCUGCAGUCAUAAUGGACUUGUGUCAAAUGAUGCCCAGUGGUGUUGGGUGGAAUGUUGACUAUCUGGCCCUCAGUAGCUCAUCAGCAGAAUUAACAGAACUCAUCAAAGCCAUGUUGGAGUACUUAAGGGUGGCCAACCCUGCAGAGUGCCGUAGCUUCCUUCAAAGCAUGUGCAUGUUGUGUGAAAAUAUCCCCAUGCGCCUGGAGGCAAGACUUAUGUCAGUGGCUGGAUAUGCAAACCACGUUUGUGACAGUUCCAGACCCAGUGCAGCGAAUGAGGAGUUGCUAUCACCGCCUUCAGAGCAACAGCUGAUCAAACGCCCACGGAUCGACCACUGGGAACAGUACAUUGCUGCAGUGAAGAGUUUACUGCUGAAGAGGUGGGAGCGACUGAGUGAUGGCCUGGUGAAGGAGGUCCAGCUAGAGAAUGUAUGGGUCGGCCUAAGAAUGGCAAGCAGAGUCAGGGACAGACCGGAUCAGACCCCUGGGCCAGCAGACAGAGGCAGCAGAACUCCAGAGCCUGAUGGGGAUUUUGGGUCUUUGGAGUCCAAAGUGACAUUGGAGACCUUCCUCCAAGGAUGCACAGGAAAGGUGACAGUUGUCAUUGGCCAGGCUGGAUCAGGGAAAACUCUGCUGAUGUCUUGUUUAGGACAGCAGUGGGCACGUGGUCUUGGCCCCAUCCCUUCAUCAUACCUGUUUAUCCUGCUAGAGUUUCGUCAGCUCAACCUACUGUCCGGCCCUCUCUCCCUGUCUGAGCUGCUAUUCCGACACUACCUCCCUCCAAACGGGGGUGACGACCAAAAGAGAGCCAUUGUGGAUUACCUCCUUUCAAAUCCAGAGCAAAGCUGUUGGGUGCUGGAUGGCUAUGAUGAGUUUUACAGCAAACUCACCAAACAAGAGGUGAAGCAAGAACCGUUGGACCCAGAAAACCCUCUGCCGGUUGCGGACCUCAUCUCAGGGUUAUUGAAUCGUCAGCUUCUCCCAGGUUGCACUGUGCUGAUCACCUGCCGCGUGCGUGAUGUUUUGGAUUUGGAGGGGAUGUCAGAUAAAGUGGGGCAGCUGCUGGGAUGGGACUAUCAUGAAAUCAAGGAGUAUGUGGACAACUUCUUUGGAGUGAAAGGUGACUCUGCAAACAGAGCUCUUGGGGUGCAGGCAGUGGAUCUCCUUCUUUCCAGCAGACACCUCCUUGCCAUGUCAUACCUCCCUGCCCUCUGCGACAUCUGCUGCGUCUGUCUGAAACAUCUGUUGCUGGAAGAUAAAAAGGGAGGACCAAAAGAACAAUCCAGAGAAGAAGACAGAGGAAGUGAGACAAGACCAAAAGCAACAGAAAAAGAACUAAAAGGAGUACAGAUUGCAGGGGGAAGAGCAGGAGGGAGUGAAGGCAUAAAGACAGAUGGAACAAAUGGCAGAGCCCAUCUACCUCCCACACUAAUCCAGAUACCCUCCACUCUUACCCAGGUCUACCUCACUGUUCUCAUUGCAUUUCUGAGGCGUGACCAUGAUAGGGGAAAAAUUGACAAGACCACAAAACAUCCUAAGAGGCUGAUCGCUCUGAGUCAGUAUCGAUCUGAGUUAUGUAAACUAAGUCAACUGGCCUGGAGAGGUUUAGAGGAAAGCAAGAUCCUCUUCUUGAAAGAAGAUAUUCCUCAGGACGUUUUGGAGUUUUCAGUCAGGACGGGACUGUUCUCACAGGUGGAGGUCAGACUUGAGGAUGGGAUGCUUGUCAAUGCCUACUGUUUCACUCAUCUGACCAUACAGGAAUUUUUGGCUGCAAUCAGAAUCAUGACCAGUAGUGAUGUUAGUGACAUGCAGCUCAAGAAGAGAUUCAGUCUGAAAACUCGUUGGACGACCAAGUCAGACCAGAGGACAGUCUUCACUGACUCUCUGCACUUAUAUGUAUGUGGUCUGGCUUCCCAGCACUGCACUCCAGCCUUAGUUCAAUUAGCUGGGGCUUCUGGUGGAGCGAGAGUCCAAAGUUGGGUCCAAAAACGGCAGGGCCUUGUUCUGAAACUGCUAAACAACCUGUGCCACAGCAACACCCUGACUGGACCCAAGAUACUUGAGCUUUGCCAUUGUGUCCAGGAGAGCCAGGACCGCCAACUGGCCAGGGAGGUUGUGGCUCUCAGACCCAUCCUGGAGCUGCGCAACAUCCGCCUACUGCCUAAUGAUAUUGAUGCUCUGGCUUUUGUAGUCAACUCAGUAGGUGAUAAUGGCAGGACUGGGCUGGACAUUGGAGCAUGCACAAUGGAGCUGGAGUGUUUAGAUGUCCUGCCCAGGUGUCAGUACAUUAACUACCUCAGUUUUCGCAGCCGCAAGUAUGGUGACAAGUUUGCUGAGAGGUUAUCCUCCAUUUUGCCUGAAUUCACUACCCUGAGAAAACUAGAGUUUUGUGGUGCCACUCUGACUGCCACAGGAGCAGCUAGUUUGGCUUCUGCUCUGGAGAAGUGUCCAGACAUCACUGAAAUCAAUCUAAGUGACAACAAUCUGAAAGACGAAGGGAUCAAACACGUAGCCGACAUCUUCACCAAACUACCAAGCCUGGUCUCUGUGAUGGUGAGUCGAAACAGCAGCUCGCUGGAAGCGGUGGACUAUCUCAUUGGGAAAAUGUCUUCAUGUUCGAACAUCCAACAUAUUCAUGCAGAUGCGAUGAAAGAAGUGACAGUAAGUUUCUCCCAAACCUCGGACGUGAAAAGCAGGUCUGAACCAACAAUCAGCUUGUUGAACCAGAAAUGGAACAAGCCUGAAAUGCAAAAAGUUGCAAAUUCAUUGGCAUGUUGCCCUGCCCUGUCUGUCCUGGAUUUAUCUGGAGGCCAGUGGGAUGUGGAAAUUCUGAAGACACUGACUCAGUUUUUGCCAAAGUUCAAUGUCACCAACAAGAUCGUUCUCAAUGACAGCUGCUCUUCAGUUGAGGGCUUGGUGGUUCUGACUGCUCUGCUGUCUGAUUGCCCUGCAGCGGUGGAGCUAAACAUCAGACUACAGUCUAGUCCAGAUCCUGUUCAGGUGUCUAUCAUGUUCUCUGGAGAGAGAGAAAAGUCUGCAGAUGAAGCAUCUAAAACACUCUGUCUCAGUUGCUGUGGUCUGCUGCACACUGAUCUGGUGAGAGUGUGGAAGAGCUUGGGGACCUCCUGUGAUCUCACUGUGCUGGAUUUGUCCAGAAACUGUUUAGGCAACAAAGGUCUGAGGAAGUUGUUGGAUGUCCUGCCGCAACUUAGGAACAUCCAGGAAAUCAAUGCCAGUAACAAUGGCUUCAGCAUGGAAGGAGUGGUGAUGCUGGCCGGUGCUUUGUGCUCCUGUAACAGCUUAAGAGAAAUUGACAUCAGUGAUGGAGGGAGAGAGAAGGUGAUCCUGAAGUUCUGCUCUGACAAAAGUGAUGACAAACAGCAGCUCAAGAUGUUCAGGAUUAACAACAGCAGUCUCCUGCCAUCUGAUAUAACCCUGCUAUGUAGGCGACUGGCCCAGUGUCACUCCCAUUUGGAGUUGGAUUUGUCUCACAGCUCAAUGAAAGACGAGGCCAUCGAGAAUCUUCUCAAAGUCAUACCAAAGAUGGUAUCGCUGCAGCGGCUCAAUUUCAGCAACAGCACCUUCUCCACAGCAGGGGCACUGAUUUUGGUCAGCUGUUUGACGGUCAGUCAGCGAGCCAGAUCAGUAGAGCUCAGGCCUCAGAGUGAAUGCUUCAUCCACUUUGACAGAGUGAAAGCAGAAGAAGCCAGCUGCAGGUUAACUCAUUUUAGCCUCGACAGUGACAACAUGGAGAGACUGAUUCAGACCCUGCUGCAGGGCCCUCAAUUCUCUAACCUGGAUUUAUCAAGUAACCAACUGAAAGAUGAAGGAGUGAAGCGUCUCAUGGAUUCUCUACCAAGGCUUAAAAUCACCAGCUUUGUCAAUCUGAGCAACAAUAGCCUGACCCAGCAGGGGCUGUUGGACGUGGCCAGCGCACUGUGUACCUGUGAUGACGUCUCUGGUGUAGAAGUCAGUCUGGGAGCAGAGAAGAGGUGUCUUAUCUGGUUCAGACAAUAUGGAGGCUGUGAAAAAACUCUGAGUGUCAGAGAGAGUAGUUUGGAACGUGAACAUCUGGUCAGAAUCGCAGAGAUCGUGUUUAACUGUCCCAGUCUGACCAAACUGGAGUUCAAGAACAAUUCAUUGCAGUCAGAGUGGAUUGAAGACUUUGUGAAAGCGUUGCACAUCGGUCAGAGGGGAUGCAGUGUCAGUAUUGAAGAGUCUUGGAUCAGAGCUGAAAAAGCUAUUAGUUUAGUGCGUUGCUGUCUCGAGCUCAGCAGCAACAUUCAAACUAUCAGGGUGCACCGCUCAACACUACACCUGUCUCUGAUGAAAUCCACUGGACUGACUUCAGACAGUAACUUCGCCGAUCCAGCUCCGUCAGUGGCUACAGAGAAAAUAGGCCUUUUGAACUGUGAACUACAGGGGAACCACCUUUCACUGAUGAGGAGCAUAAUCCAGAGAUGUCCUUUACUGACAGAGCUGGAUUUUUCCCACAAUACCCUGGGUGUAGAGGGAGCCGAGUGUCUCUGUUCGCUUCUGCCCUCGCUGCCAAAACUCACCUCCCUCAGCAUUGUUUCCAAAGAGAUGUGUGAAACUGUGGUGGAGACGCUCUCAGAGGCCUUGCUGCAGUCUUUAACUGUUCAGUCCCUUAAUCUGUCAGGUCACAUGAUUAGUGACACCGCAGCUGAGAAUAUGACCAGAAUGUUUCCCUGUUUACAGUCGCUCAAUCUGUCUCAUUGUGUAUGGUCUGUGGCUGGAGGGCUGCAGCUGGUCAAAGCACUGGGACAGUGCGUUCAUCUGGAAGUCCUUUGUCUGGACGGUGUGGACCUGGGUGAAAGCAGCAGAGUGUCUCUGGCAGAGGCACUAAGGAAUAUCCACUCUAUACGCAGUCUCAAGCUAAAUAAUAUAGUGACAGAAGCCAGCAGUGUGUUGGAUCUCCUAGCUGCUAUGGAAGGACUGACACGAAUGGAGGAGAUAGAGUUGGAGUGCUGGCAAAUGGCUGAUAGUGGAGUAGAGGAGCUGACCAGACUCCUUCCUAUCUGGACAGAGCUCAGGAAGAUCAGUCUUUCAAAGAACGUGAUCAGCGACACAUCAGGAGACAAGCUGCUGGCGGCCUUGAUCAGCUGUAGUCAUCUGGAGGAGCUAUAUCUGUGCGGGAACCGUCUUGGUGAUCUCACUGCUGCCAGGAUGGCCCUUGUUCUACCAGCAAUGACACACAUCACAGUGCUAGAUAUUUCAGAGAACACUGUUGGAUAUGAAGGAUCAGUGAGUCUCUCUAAAGCAAUAAUGUGCAUGAAGAACCUCACUAGGAUUCAACUGACCUCUGUUGGGACUUCAGAGCUGUGUGCUGUAGCUGCAAGUCUGGCCCACUGUCCUCUCAUACAGGAUGUAGGUCUGGGAUGGAAUAAUUGUGGUGAUGAAGUGGCGCUGGAGCUGGCCAGAGUUUUGCCUCUCUGUCCACAGCUGACCAGAAUAGAUCUGGAGUGCAACAGUGUCAGUGUUUUAGGAGUGGAGGCUCUGGUUAGAGCCUUACAGUCAUGUCCUGCGCUUCAGCUCAUCAGGCUGUGGAGGAACAAAGUAUCUUCCAGUGAAGCCCAGAGGCUGAGUCUGAGGGACAGCAGGCUGAAUUUCUCAUCCACCUAAAGAUAGUAGCACUGGUUCUCAGGGGUAGUAUUCCACUUCAUCAGCAUCUGCAGGGGUGAAUCGCUGCUUUAGCACAACAUUCCUCUUGCCACAAAUGGAGUGAAAUUUUUAACGCCAAACUUUGUGAUUAAAAACCUUUGAUCAGCUGUGCAUCCAAUGAGGCAGGAGCUGGUGUCUCUAACGGUGUGAAUGGUGAAGAGACCACUAUGUGGUAUAUGCAGUGUUGUGAGUAUAUGGAAGAGUUGGCUUUUGGAUUUUGUAAUCUUAAGACAAAAGUCUCUGUUGUUGAAUGUGUGACUAUGCACUUAAUGGCCUCUAGGGUCUCAGCAGUAAAUUGACCUAAGCAGCUGACAGCAUGGCCCUGAUCCUUCACUCUGGUGGUGACACUGUUUAUAUUGAUAACGUAACACACCCACACUUGGUGUGUAUUUCUUUCUGUGUAAACCUCACCAUUGCAUCCUGCAUGGGUAAAAGAAUCAACAUAAAGUCAGCAAAUAAGGCUGAGGCAUGUCUUGGCUGCUUUUUAAUUAGUUUGGUUAAAUAGGCCACUUAAGAAGCAAGAUACUAAUUUGAGGUUGUAUGAGAGAUGUUUUCUUAUUUUGAGGAUGAUGCAGCGAGUGUUUUUGUCCAGGACAUGUUGGCAACGCACGCUGCUGUGAAACUAGAGGCCGUGGUUUAAAGGAUUGCUUGAUUUCUAAUAAGCUUUCCUGUGAGAGCUUUCCUUAGUAUAUAUAAGCAGACUCUUAUGUACUGAGUCACUUUGCACUGUUACUGUGUUUACAAUAAUUAGAGGCCACAUCGGUGAAAACACAAUAAUACAUGAACUCGCAGUAAAAGAUCUGACAAAUGAUCAUUUUAGGUUGUGGUCUCUGUCCAAUUUGCGUAUUUAUUUAUGCUGAUAUUAUGGAAAGGAACUGUCUUUUUAUUGAAAGGUAUUUAUCAAAUUCUAAUUUAAACUGAGUUCAAACUUUUACAGAAGUAAAUUGUAGACGUUGGACUGUGUAUAUUUCAUGUCUAAAAGCAUGUGCCACACACUAGGUAACAAUCACAGGUAUCACUACUGAUACUUAUUUAGUUUCUUAGUGCACUGAUAAUGUAAUAAUGAUGCUCCCAGUUCUGAAACUAGAACACCUUAUACCUUAUACCUUUCCUGUGCAUUGCUGUGUAUUCCAGGUCAUUCAGUUUCAUUAUAGUCUCUGUAGAGACACUGGAUGACGAGACGUCCUGACGCACCUUAUUUGUUAAAACUUGUUUUGCUUUUCAUAGAGAUUUGAGUUCUAAUGUAAGAAAUUGCCUGUAUGCUUGACAUUCUCUCAUUUUUUUUUCUGGUUUGCACUGAAAUGUUAACUGAGAAUUAAAAAAGACCAUCUUGAGUUUUCA
Toxotes jaculatrix (banded archerfish) is the source of this 7237-nucleotide messenger RNA. RefSeq names its product NLR family, CARD domain containing 5 (gene nlrc5). Gene Ontology annotation, molecular function: protein binding. The transcript has 55 exons. Bases 125 to 5857 code for a protein of 1910 amino acids. The record is from RefSeq and is a predicted model, not a curated record. Gene Ontology annotation, biological process: positive regulation of transcription by RNA polymerase II; inflammatory response; positive regulation of MHC class II biosynthetic process. Lineage: Eukaryota; Metazoa; Chordata; Actinopteri; Toxotidae.